AUGAAGUUCUCUAUUGUUGCUCUCGUCCUGGCUGCCACCUCGGCCAUUGCUACCCCCAUCGUCACCAAACGCGAUGGCACAUUCGUGAUCAGCGGGCUCAAGGCGCGCGAGUCUCUCUCCAACACCAUGAGCUUCAAGCUUCUUGACGGUGAUGCCUCCAUUGACUGCAACCUGAUCUGGAGCGCGAAAGAACCAGAAGAGAAUGCCCGCUGCAACGACGGCAAGCAUCUUAUCCAGUUCCCCGAUGGUUUCGACUUCAAAAAGUUUACCCUGGCCAUUGAGCGCAUCGAGCCCAACCCUAUCGGUGGCCGGGCUUACCUCGAUGCUACCGAUGGGAAGUGGAACUGCGUCGACAACCCGGAGGACCACGUCUACACGGACUGCACCUUUGAGCGAUCCACGAAGAAGCGCUGGGGGUCGAAAUCGAAUGUAGCGAGGAUAAUACAAUUAAUUCAUGUUAUUGACAACCAAUUGUCCGGGACACAUCAAGAUAUAAUGGAGAAUGAAACUGCCGUAAUGUGGUGGUAUUGCCAUGUUGCUAUGCCGAUCUUCUAUAAAGGCUUCUUGACCUCACCACCGGUUAUUCCCAACCAUUGCCGAGGACCCGAGGGUGGGACUGUAAUCAUGGCAACCCGAACAGAGCGUUUAGCGACCUGGGCCUCCGGACUCCAGUAUGAUGAUAUCCCGCAGGAUGUGAUCCAGCGGACCAAAGACCUCUUCCUGGACUGGUUCGGCUGCACUAUUGCUGGUCGCCACCAUCCGGCUGUAAAGGCCAUUGCGAUCUUUGUACAGCAGAUGGGCCCCACGUCGGGGAAAAGUGAGUUGGUAGAUCACGAGCUGGGUUUCAGCACCAGCCCGGCCUUUGCAGCAUUGGUGAAUGCAGCGUCGUCGCACGUUGUGGAGCAGGAUGACUUGCACAAUCGGAGUAUCAUGCAUCCGGCGACGGUUAUCUUCCCUGCUGCUUUGGCCGUGGCUCAGGAUCUGGGUGCGAAUGGCAGAGACUUCAUUACGGCCUGCGUGGUUGGGUACGAGGUAGGAUGUCGGGUGGGUGAAUUCCUUGGGAAGAGUCACUAUGCACGUUUCCAUUCUACUGCAACUGGUGGGGUCAUUGGUGUGGCCGCUGCAACUGCCCGUCUUUUGGGCCUCGACUCCGCAGCCAUGCUAUCGUCAAUCGGAACAGCAGGGACCCAGGCGGCGGGCUUAUGGCAAUUUCUCUCGGACGCCACGCAUUCAAAGCAAGUUCACACGGGCAAGGCCUGCUUCGAUGGAAUAUUCGCCGCUUACGCCGCGAAGUCCGGGUUAUUGGGGCCUAAGGACGUUCUGGAAGGGCCUAAGGGUAUGGGUGUCGCACUUGUCCCCGAUACUCCCAUCCCCAGCGCAAUUGACACAGAUCUUGGACUUGAUUGGGCAGUGUUGGGAAGUAGUUUCAAAUGGCACGCAUCAUGUCGCCAUACCCAUCCAAGUGUUGACGCAUUGCUGCAAAUUAUCUCCACGUAUGGGAUCAAAUUCGAAGACAUUGACUCAGUCGUAACGAGAACAUACCAAGCAGCAUUGGACGUUCUCGGACUCAGUGGACGGGGUGAAACGAUUCAUCAGAGCAAAUUCAAUAUGGGAUUCGUUCUCGCCGUAACGGCCCAGAAGGGACAGGCGUUGAUAACGGAUUUCACAGAGGAAGCGCUACAGGAUGCAUCCUUGAGGGAGUUCCAGGAUCGUGUUAAGAUGGAAUUGGAUGAAGAGAUAAAUGCGGCGUUCCCGCAAAAGUGGCAGGGCAAGGUAAUUGUAACUUGCAAGUCCGAUGAAAGGUAUGAGCAGUUUGUGGAAUAUUUGAAAGGAGAUCCCCAGAGUCCAUUGACGAGGACGGAGAUUGAAACUAAAGUUAAGGCCCUGGCCCAGUAUAGUCAAGUGAAAGACACGGACCGGAUCCAGCAAAUUAUCGCCAGGGCAUGGGACCUCGAGAAUCAAGACAGCCUCAGGGAACUCUGGCUCUAG
Messenger RNA from Aspergillus oryzae RIB40, 1989 nucleotides. RefSeq names its product MmgE/PrpD family protein. Gene Ontology annotation, molecular function: lyase activity. Bases 1 to 1989 code for a protein of 662 amino acids. The transcript has 7 exons. NCBI's taxonomy places the organism in Eukaryota, Fungi, Ascomycota, Eurotiomycetes, Eurotiales, Aspergillaceae. The record is from RefSeq and is a predicted model, not a curated record.